This is a messenger RNA of Etheostoma cragini (Arkansas darter), 1649 nucleotides long. RefSeq names its product FXYD domain containing ion transport regulator 5 (gene fxyd5). The transcript is spliced from 10 exons. Gene Ontology annotation, cellular component: membrane. Gene Ontology annotation, biological process: regulation of sodium ion transmembrane transporter activity. Gene Ontology annotation, molecular function: sodium channel regulator activity. Bases 387 to 1103 code for a protein of 238 amino acids. The record is from RefSeq and is a predicted model, not a curated record. NCBI's taxonomy places the organism in Eukaryota, Metazoa, Chordata, Actinopteri, Perciformes, Percidae.
GACACAGAUGACAGAUGGACCUGUGAAUAGAACAGCUUGUAUAAACAUGGAGAAAGACAAGAUGACAGACAGACAAACACACAGGUACAAUAAAAGGCAAUACACUGCACGGAAAACAGAAAUUAAAAUAGGAAGACAAGCUGCCGUGCUGAGACGGUUGAACUGCAGACAGAGAUCACAGCAGAGUGAGUGAGAGUGAAAGUCUAGAAGCCAAAGAACAAGAAGGAGGAGGCCAUGUCAUGAGAAAGAGUGGGUAAGGGAGAGACUGAAAAACAGUUCAGGCAAUUGGAUGAGGAAGUAGUGAUGGUGAGUACAUGGGUGUGGUUGCUUAGCAGUUACCCCAUCAGCCUUUCAGAAGUGACAUACAGAGGAAACCACCGUGGAUAAUGAGGCCGUGGAUGAAUCUCUGGACUCAGGCACCUCACAGGAUGGAUACUAAGAUGUGUUUGACUUCCUUGAGCUUCUUCCUGCUUCUCAUUUUAAAAGUGUCAAGGGCUCAGACUACCGCAACCACGGAUCAAAUGCAGUCUGUGAGCAACAUGGCAAACUCAGCAAUGCCCACUGCUCCAACUCCUACUGAAAGGAGGGAAGCAGAGUCACCAGAGAUGUUGACGCCUCCCCAGAAACUCUCGGUGCUGAACAAACCACAAGCAAACACAUUAGAACCAGCAGCCCGGUCUAUGUCAACACCACCAAACCAGAGAUUAAAAAUUCAACAGCAUCCAUUAAGGGAACAACAAAACCUCAAACAAAGCGCACCCCCCCUUCAGGAUCUACACCAACAUCCUCCCCAUCUACAAAUAAGAGUACCACCACAGUUGCAUGGGAUCCACGUUGGGACACAGAUUUCACCUAUGAUUAUGAGUCCCUGCGCUAUGCUGGACUGUUCAUUGCAGCAGUACUUUUCAUUGUGGGCAUCAUGGUUGUUAGCUGUGGCAGGGUCUGUCGGCUGCCUAGCUGUCGCAAGAAGUCAUCUAAAACAUAUCGAGUGGUCCAAGGAUAAGGAGAGGGAGAGAGCAUGUAUACAUAGUACAAAGUUGCAAGAAACCAAGCAGGAGUUUAAAGGAAAAACACUCAACCAAAACCUGGCAGCAUGUGUGUGAAUCUGGACUCUGGACUAAAUGUAUGCUGCUUGGUAACAGUGUCAUAUACUGUAGAAAAACACUGAAUAAACAUAGAAAACAAAUUGUUCUGACAAGUGGAAAAAAAAACUAGAACCAUCAUGUGCUUCAUCUUUGUCUAAUGUAAUUUGUAUUAAAAAGAAAAUCACUAAAAAACUAAUGGGAUUAUUUGGAAAAUUAUGAAGAGAUGAUUCACACAUUAUUUUAAGAACACCUCCGGCCAUGAAGCAGGCUUGUUUCUAAUGACCUUUGUAUCUUGUAACCGAUAACAGCCAUAGGCAGUGUCUCACAGCCAGGAUUAUUAUUAAAGGUUAUGAAGAAUAACCCAAUAACAUCACAUAUUUGACAAUUUUGCACAUCAGUUAUAUUCUGUCUGGAUCUAAAAUUGAAGCUGGCUCACUUUCUCUUUCUGAAAGAUACUGCACGCUUUUUACACUUUCAAUCUCAACAAAAUGUGAUGUUUAGUAAGGGGUGUCUAAGCCUCUUAGUGGCUCUGUGCUUGUAAAUGAGUAAAGCCCCUAGAUUAAA